This is a messenger RNA of Didymella exigua CBS 183.55, 507 nucleotides long. RefSeq names its product glutathion peroxidase protein. Lineage: Eukaryota; Fungi; Ascomycota; Dothideomycetes; Pleosporales; Didymellaceae. The transcript has 3 exons. Bases 1 to 507 code for a protein of 168 amino acids. Gene Ontology annotation, biological process: response to oxidative stress. The record is from RefSeq and is a predicted model, not a curated record. Gene Ontology annotation, molecular function: glutathione peroxidase activity.
AUGGCUUCCGCAACCUCCUUCUUCGACUUCAAGCCCAAAGACAAGAAGGGCACCGACUACCCGCUGUCCAAUCUGUCCGGAAAAGUCGUCCUGGUCGUCAACACCGCCUCCAAGUGCGGCUUCACACCGCAGUUCGCCGGGUUGGAGAAGCUGUACAAGGAGCUAAAGGGCCAGUACGGCGACCAGGUCGAGUUCCUCGGGUUCCCGUGCAACCAGUUCGGCGGCCAGGACCCCGGGUCCAACGACCAGAUCCAGGAGUUCUGCCAGCUGAACUACGGCGUCAGCUUCCCCGUACUCGGGAAAAUCGAUGUCAAUGGCGAUAAAGCGGACCCCGCCUUCGAGUGGCUGAAGAACGAGAAGCCCGGCCUCAUGGGCAUGAAGCGCGUAAAGUGGAACUUCGAGAAGUUCCUCGUUGGCAAGGAUGGCAAGGUCAAGGGCCGCUGGGCUAGCACGAAGAAGCCUGAGGACCUCAAGGCGGAUAUCGUCAAGGAGCUUGAGGGCAAAUAA